Messenger RNA from Lagenorhynchus albirostris (white-beaked dolphin), 2084 nucleotides. RefSeq names its product insulin like growth factor 2 mRNA binding protein 1 (gene IGF2BP1). The transcript is spliced from 15 exons. The coding region runs from base 1 to 1734 and encodes 577 amino acids. Gene Ontology annotation, cellular component: cytosol; nucleus; cytoplasm. Lineage: Eukaryota; Metazoa; Chordata; Mammalia; Artiodactyla; Delphinidae. The record is from RefSeq and is a predicted model, not a curated record. Gene Ontology annotation, molecular function: mRNA 3'-UTR binding. Gene Ontology annotation, biological process: nervous system development; regulation of gene expression.
AUGAACAAGCUGUACAUCGGCAAUCUCAACGAGAGCGUGACCCCCGCGGACUUGGAGAAAGUGUUUGCGGAGCACAAGAUCUCCUACAGCGGCCAAUUCUUGGUCAAGUCCGGCUAUGCCUUCGUGGACUGCCCCGACGAACACUGGGCGAUGAAGGCCAUCGAAACUUUCUCCGGGAAAGUGGAGCUGCAAGGAAAACGCCUAGAGAUUGAACACUCCGUCCCCAAAAAACAAAGGAGUCGAAAAAUACAGAUCCGAAAUAUUCCACCCCAGCUUCGAUGGGAAGUACUGGACAGCUUGCUGGCUCAGUAUGGGACAGUGGAGAACUGCGAGCAAGUGAACACCGAGAGUGAGACAGCAGUGGUGAAUGUCACCUAUUCCAACCGCGAGCAGACCAGGCAAGCCAUCAUGAAGCUGAACGGCCACCAGCUGGAGAACCACGCCUUGAAGGUCUCCUACAUCCCUGAUGAGCAGAUAGCACAGGGUCCCGAGAAUGGGCGCCGAGGUGGCUUUGGCUCUCGGGGUCAGCCCCGCCAGGGCUCUCCUGUGGCAGCGGGAGCCCCAGCCAAGCAACAGCAAGUGGACAUCCCCCUGCGGCUCCUUGUGCCCACCCAGUACGUGGGCGCCAUCAUUGGCAAGGAGGGCGCUACCAUCCGCAACAUCACGAAACAGACCCAGUCCAAGAUCGACGUGCACAGGAAGGAGAACGCAGGCGCUGCCGAGAAGGCCAUCAGCGUGCACUCGACCCCCGAGGGCUGCUCCUCUGCCUGUAAGAUGAUCUUGGAGAUUAUGCACAAGGAGGCAAAGGACACCAAAACGGCUGACGAGGUUCCCCUGAAGAUCCUGGCCCAUAAUAAUUUCGUGGGGCGUCUCAUUGGCAAGGAGGGGCGCAACCUGAAGAAGGUGGAGCAGGACACAGAGACGAAAAUCACCAUCUCUUCGCUACAGGACCUCACCCUCUAUAACCCCGAGAGGACCAUCACCGUGAAGGGCGCCAUCGAGAACUGCUGCCGGGCCGAGCAGGAGAUCAUGAAGAAAGUUCGGGAAGCCUAUGAGAAUGACGUGGCUGCCAUGAGUCUGCAGUCUCACCUCAUCCCCGGCCUGAACUUGGCUGCUGUAGGCCUUUUUCCAGCCUCCUCCAGUGCAGUCCCACCACCUCCCAGCAGCGUCACCGGAGCUGCCCCCUACAGCUCCUUUAUGCAGGCUCCAGAGCAGGAGAUGGUGCAGGUGUUCAUUCCUGCCCAGGCAGUGGGCGCCAUCAUCGGCAAGAAGGGGCAGCACAUCAAACAGCUCUCCCGUUUCGCCAGCGCUUCCAUCAAGAUUGCUCCUCCUGAAACUCCGGACUCCAAACUUCGUAUGGUCAUCAUCACUGGACCCCCAGAGGCCCAAUUCAAGGCUCAGGGAAGAAUUUAUGGAAAACUCAAGGAGGAGAACUUCUUUGGUCCCAAGGAGGAAGUAAAGCUGGAGACCCACAUCCGGGUACCAGCGUCGGCAGCUGGCCGGGUCAUUGGCAAAGGUGGCAAAACGGUGAAUGAGCUGCAAAAUUUGACAGCAGCUGAGGUGGUGGUGCCGAGAGACCAGACCCCUGAUGAGAACGACCAGGUCAUCGUCAAGAUCAUUGGGCAUUUCUAUGCCAGCCAGAUGGCUCAGCGGAAGAUACGAGACAUCUUGGCCCAAGUCAAACAGCUGCACCAAAAGGGACAGAGUAACCAGGCCCAGGCCCGGAGGAAGUGACCGGCCCCUACCCAUCACGUCGGCUCAAGGACAACAGGCCGAAAUCGAGAGCACGUUCUCCCCAGCAGGCCUGAGAAUGAGCGGGAAUCAGGGACACUUGGGCCGGGAUGUAGAUCAGGUUUGCCCACUUGCUUGAGGAAGUUGUUCCAGUGAGGAACCCUGAUCUCUCAGCCCUAAACACCCAACCAAUUGGCCCAACACUGCCCACCCCUGAGGGUGUCACCAUGGAAAUUCUAGCUCAGGGUGCUUUUAAACGUGGAUUGUUUAAGUUCUCUAGGUCCCACCGAGAGGGUGGGUCAGACCCCAGUGGGAAGAGAAAUAAAAUUUCCUUCAGGCUUUUAAAACACGCA